Molecule: messenger RNA, 5587 nt
Organism: Oncorhynchus kisutch (coho salmon)
Lineage: Eukaryota; Metazoa; Chordata; Actinopteri; Salmoniformes; Salmonidae
Product: myb/SANT-like DNA-binding domain-containing protein 4
Exons: 4
Coding region: 1106-2413 (435 amino acids)
Source: RefSeq, a predicted model, not a curated record
UGGCUAGCACUGACAGCUUCUGUGAAGUAUCUAGCCAUUUUAGCUAGCUGUGAGGCAAGUGUGUCAGCAUUUUAAGCACUGUAAAUGCCACAAAAACAUAGUUAACUAGCAAUGCAUGAGCGCUUGAUAAGGCAGAAUGUCACCUCUUGAACAGCGGUGUUUGCUCCACUUCAGGAACACGACAGCUGGCUCUAACAACACAUGACUUGUGGAACCACAUCCGGAACCACUGAUGGAACGCUACACGUCAGAAUUGGUGGUGGCAAAGGACGGACCAAUGGGAAGGACGGACCAAUGGGAAGGAUGUUUACCUCGCGUCUCAACAAUGUGUCGUUCCGAUUCAGAUUUUGGCGUUGAUGAGCAUCUGAUUAAUUCUCUACGAUUGAUAAGGAGGAAGCUGAGCUCUGUUCUGGUUGCCUGAGGACACACCUGCUGUAACACUUACCUGUGCUGUGUGAACCUUGGCCUUUGCAUGAACUAAGGGAGUGUGUCACCUGAGGCAGGACAGCGGGAUUCUUCUCCACCUUCAUCCAUUGAUCUACAACACUCACUUCUUGAAGUCCAAGCUAGCCUGACUGCUCUCUCCCUCUCUCUGUAUCUAUUCAUCCAUCCAUCUACAACACUCUCUUCUUGAAGUCCAAGCUAGCCUGACUGCUCUCUCCCUCUCUCUGUAUCUAUUCAUCCAUCCAUCUACAACACUCUCUUCUUGAAGUCCAAGCUAGCCUGACUGCUCUCUCCCUCUCUGUAUCUAUUCAUCCAUCCAUCUACAACACUCUCUUCUUGAAGUCUAAGCCAGCCUGACUGCUCUCUCCCUCUCUCUGUAUCUAUUCACCCAUCCAUCUACAACACUCUCUUCUUGAAGUCCAAGCUAGCCUGACUGCUCUCUCCCGCUCUCUGUAUCUAAUUCACCCAUCCAUCUACAACACUCUCUUCUUGAAAUCCAAGCUAGCCUGACUGCUCUCUCCCGCUCUCUGUAUCUAAUUCACCCAUCCAUCUACAACACUCUCUUCUUGAAGUCCAAGCUAGCCUGACUGCUCUCUCCCUCUCUCUGUAUCUAUUCAUCCAUCCAUCCCUCCUUCAAACUUCUCCAUGCUUCUGCCCAAUUAUGUCCCUCAGUAAGACUUCUGUCUCUCCGUCCCUCCGUGAUCCAUCUCUCUGUCCAUCUGCGCCCCUCCUGACCGCCAGGCUGGAUUUCCUGCAGAUGAAACACUUGAAGAGGAAGAGGAAGAGUAACUACAGCGUUCGUGAGACACAGACACUGAUCCGGGAGAUCCACAAAAGACGAGACGUGCUGUUCUCCCGCCAGCAGAACACCGCCAUCAACGAGCUGAAGAGACGAGCCUGGGAGGAGGUAGCAGGAGGCGUCAACUCACUGGGAGAGGGCGAGCUACGCACAUCUUCAGAGGUGAAGCGGCGUUACCUGGACUGGCGGUCGCUAAUGAAGAGGAAGCAGCUCCAUGCUGAGCUGUCUCUCUCCACAGGGCUGAAGGCAGAGUAUGAUCCGUCCUCCCCUGAACACAACGCCUCACUGGGCUCAAGGGACCAGUCGCUCGACCUCUCUAGCUUUCCCAAGGAGUCCCAGUGCGACUGGCAGGACCUGGCGGACCUUGGAGAGCCCAGCGGACACGCAAUGUCUACAGGGAUUAAGAUGGAGGAGGAGGUCAAUGGAUACAGGCUGGAGGGUGAUAGCGGCGAGGGAGAUGGUGAGGAGGAGGAGGAGGAUGAUGAUGAUGAAGAUUGUUUCCCCUCCCUCCUACCCGACAUGGGAGAGCGCGAUGUACGUAUCCCGGAAGUCUUCUCACACAUUGAUGAGUUUGGAAUGCUCAGCGCCUCAAAGGGGACGGCGACCUCAAUAAAUCGGGACCUCUCAUUGGGCGGAAUGGGCUUUGCUGGGUUAGGACUGGCCAAUCACGAGAGUACGGGACUUCUGGUUGUUUUGGAGAAGCAGCGUGUGGAACUGGAGAAGCAGCGUCUGGCUGUGGAAACGGAGCGGCUUGUGGUGGAGAGAGAGAGACUCCUACUGGAUAAGGAGAGACUGAGUCAGUCGGAGGUGGAGAGGGAGAGAUUGCAGCUGGAGAGAGAAAGAUUGCAGCUAGAGAAAGAGAGACUUAGGCUGUUGCUCAUGAACCAAUCAGAACGGGCUGCUGCUCCCCCCCAGCAAGGCCCUCCCUCCUCCUCCACUCCUACCACAUCCUCUUCCUCUGCUGUGGAUGGACAGAAUGAGAGAAAUGAGAAUAAACCCUGGCUUUCUAUGAUAGAUCUGGAGGGUGAGAGACUGAGCCUGGAGAAGGAGCGACUGCAGUUAGAGAAAGAGAGGCUGCAGUUCUUUAAGUUUGAGUCUGGACGACUGCAGAUAGAGCGGGAGAGACUGGAGGUGGAGAGAAUGCAGCUUCACCAGGACCAGGGUCAUUGAGAGAGGGAGGAUAGGAUUGCAUCAAAUAACAUUUUGUCACAUGCUUCGUAAACAACAGGUGUGGACUAACAGUGAAAUGCUUAUGGGUCGUUCCCAAUAAUGUAGAGAGGAAAUCGAGAAAUAAUUGAAAGAUGAUGAUGAUGAUGAUAAUAAUAGAUACAUAAUUAGAAAUGAAAAGCUUUGUUAUAUACAUGGGGUACCAGUACCCAUUUGAUGUGUAGGGGUACAAGGUAAUUGAGGUACAUACAGUGGCAAGAAAAAGUAUGUGAACCCUUUGGAAUUACCUGAAUCUCUGCAUAAAUUAGACAUACAAUUUGAUCUGAUCUUCAUCUACAGUAAGUCACAACAAUAGACAGUCUGCUUAAACUAAUAUACAAAUGAUUGUAUUUGUCUUGUCUUUAUUGAAUAGAUCAUUUAAACAUUCAGUGUAGGUUGGAAAAAGUAUGUGAACCUCUAGACUAAUGACUUCUCCAAAAGCUCAGGAGUCAACUAACCUGGAGUUGAAUCAAUGAGACGAGAUUGGAGAUGUUGGUUAGAGCUGCCCUGCCCCAUAAACACUCACAACAUUAGUUUGCUAUUCACAAGAAGCAUUGCCUGAUGUGAACCAUGCCUCGAACAAAAGAGAUCUCAGAAUACCUAAGAUUAAGAAUUGUUGCCUUGCAUGAAGCUGGAAAGGGUUACAAAAGUAUCUCUAAAAGUCAGUCCACGGUAAGACUACUCUCCCUAGGAGUGUCUGUCCUGCAAAGAUGACUGCAAGAGUACAGCGCAGAAUGCUCAAUGAGGUUAAGGAGAAUCAUGGAGUGUUAGCUAAGACUUACAGAAAUCUCUGGAAGAUGCUAACGUCUCUGAUGGGUCUACGAUACGUAAAACACUAAACAAGAAUGGUGUUCAUGGGAGGACACCACGGAAGAAGCCACUGCUGUUAAAAAAAAACAUUGCUGCACGUCUGAAUUUUGCAAAAGUGCACCUGGAUGUUCCACAGUGCUACUGGCAAGAUAUUCUGUGGACAGAUGAAACUACAGUUGAGCUGUUUGGAAGGAACACACAACAUUAUGUGUGGAGAAAAAAGGCACAGCACACAAACAUCAAAACCUCAUCCCAACUGUAAAGUAUGGUGGAGGGAACAUCAUGGUUUGGGGCUGCUUUGCUGCCUCAGGGCCUGGACAGCUUGCUAUCAUCGAUGGAAAAAUUAAUUCCCAAGUUUAUCAAGACAUUUGAUGCAGGAGAAUGUAAGGCGAAUCUGUCCACCAAUUGAAGCUCAAUAGAAGUUAGGUGAUGCAACAGGACAACGACCCAAAACACAGAAGUAAAUCAACAACAGAAUGGCUUCAACAGAAGAAAAUACACCUUCUGGAGUGGCCCAGUCAGAGUCCUGACCACAACCCGAUUUGAGAUACUGUGGCAUGACCUCGAGAGCGGUUCACACCAAACAUCCCAAGAAUAUUGCUGAUAUGAAACAGUUUUGUGAAGAGGAAUGGUCCAAAAUUCCUCCUGACCGUUGUGCAGGUCUGAUCCGCCACUACAGAAAACGUUUGGUUGAGGUUAUUGCUGCCAAAGGAGGGUCAGUCAGUUAUUAAAUCCAAGGGUUCACAUACUUUUCCCACCCUGCACUGUGAAUGUUUACACGGUGUGUUCAAUAAAGACAUGAACAAUUAUAAUUGUUUGUGUGUUUAUGAGUUCAAGCAAACUGUUUGUGUCUAUUGUUGUGACUUCGAUGAAGAUCAGAUCACAUUUUAUGACCCAUUUAUGCAGAAAUCCAGGUGAUUCUAAAGGGUUCACUUACUUUUUCUUCCCCCUGUAUGUACAUAUAGGAAUAACGUGGUAAUGAACGGUAGCAGCAGCGUGUGUGAUGAGCAUUAAGGGAUAUCUACGAGAGAAGUGCCUGGAAGAAGGGUCAAAGGAGAGGGGAGCAGUGUAGACAGGCCAGGUGUGAGCCUCUAUGAGCAGUCACCUCCAUGGUCCACCUCUCCUGUCUGUCUCGGACCGCUCCAAUAGCUUGUUACUGUUCAGCUUGAUACACAAUAGCUGAAUAGCUCAACCAAUCAGACAGUACAACCAUCAAACUGACCUUAGAUCAACAGGGCGUCUUCAUCCUACUCCAGGUGGUUGGCAAAAGGACGUUGUCCAGUUUUUAUUUCCUGUAGAGGCGGGAUCAAGAUUCAAACUACCAAUCACAUUUAAAACAUCUCCCUGCCAAUCAUUCUGUUAUGCUUGUGGACUUUGUUGCGUUAAAAUAUGGAUUAUUUCAAUUCAACGGAGAUGUUAAUUGAACACAUAUAAUCUGUCUACCACAGGAGGUUGGUGACACCUUAAUUGGGUAGGACAGGCUUAUGGUAAUGGCUGGAGCUGAAUAGUGUCAAAUACACCAAUCACGUGGUUUCCAUGUGUAGCAUUCACUCCGUUCCAGAUGUUAUUGUGAACAGUCCUCCCCUCAGCAGCCUCCACUGGUGUCUACAAUGUGUGUUUGUUUCAAGUGAGUGGUUGUGUACUGGGAGAAACUGUUGUUUUGUGUAGCUCAGUACUAACGUCCAUGUACUGCGCAGAAAGUGGACAUAAUGUAGAGUAGCUGUAAACUCAAAGUACAGAAUGCUCUACAGUAUACUACUGUAUGUGACUCAAACCAAUGUCAUGUAAGGCUUUACAGAGAUUUUACUUUAAUUUUACCAAACCUUUUGUAUUUUUUAAUGGUGCUAUUUUGAUUGUGUGUUUGUGGUUUAGUACUACGGUGAAAUGUUCUAUAUUAGCUCAGUCAUCCAAGGAAAGAGUUGAAUAUCUCUGCAGCUUCAGUCUAUUUUAAGAGAUGAGAAAAGGAUAAUGUUGCCUAUAUGCUUUCUGCAUCGCCUUUAAGACUCACAAUAAAGGAUAUAAAUGAAUAGUGUUAUUUAUUUUUAAUUCGGCCUGUUUUUAUGAAUACAUCUGGUGUGAACCCACAUUCACACUUAAAUCAGCUGAUACACCUCCAUCUCUCACAAACACAGCAGGCAGUUCAACUCACAAAGACUAGGGGGUUUCUGCUUUGAGAUGUUCUGUUGUCUGUUUCUGCAAGGAAAGACGAUAUGAAAGGAUGUGCUUCAGCUGCUGACUGGUUUAGGCCGUCUACGUUCAAUUCUGUUUUAUAAAAUGGUCCUUUUUCACUGGUGAAACGUGUCUACAAUAAAUGAACAAUGAAAUGUG